This is a messenger RNA of Enhydra lutris kenyoni (northern sea otter), 3690 nucleotides long. Its product is annotated as leucine rich repeat containing 34. Gene Ontology annotation, molecular function: protein binding. The record is from RefSeq and is a predicted model, not a curated record. Lineage: Eukaryota; Metazoa; Chordata; Mammalia; Carnivora; Mustelidae. The coding region runs from base 1 to 1359 and encodes 452 amino acids. The transcript is spliced from 11 exons.
AUGUGGGGCCCGGGGAAGGAGGCCGCGGGGGCCGGGCCUGGGUCCCCCACUCCCGUACCCACUACAACCCCUAAUCCGUCCUCGGCCCCCGAGGACGGUAGUGCUCCAGAAGUUACUGGCCAUCUCCAGGAAACUUACUAUAAUCUCUGUAUGGAAAAGUCCCAGAAAAUUAAUUCUUUUAUAUUGCAUAUACUCCAAGAAGUCGAUGAAGAACUCGAAAAGGGGUCAGAAGGAAUCACAUUAAAUAUUGCUGGUAACAGUCGCUUAAUGCCAGAAGAAAGAGUAACAGGCAAAGAUUUUUGGAUUCUUUUCAGAAUUUUAAAGAAGAAUCCAUAUAUCAAUGGUUUGGAUGUUAGAUAUAACCUCAUAAGUGAUGUUGGUGCAUACUAUGCUGCAAGACUGCUUCAGAAGCAACAUAAACUCGUUUACUUAAACCUUAUGUUUAACGAUAUUGGGCCAGAAGGUGGAGAAUUGAUUGCUAAAGCACUACAUAAGAAUACAACUCUGAAAUACCUAAGAAUGACUGGAAACAAGAUUGAAAAUAAAGGUGGAAUGUUUUUUGCUGCAAUGCUACAAAUUAAUUCAUCUUUAGAAAAAUUAGAUUUGGGUGACUGUGACCUGGGAAUGCAAAGUGUGAUAGCAUUUGCUACAGUCCUAACGCAAAACCAAACAAUUAAGGGAAUAAACCUAAACCGACCUAUACUGUAUGGUGAGCAGGAAGAAUCCACAGUUCAUCUAGGCCACAUGUUGAAAGAAAAUCACUGCCUUGUUGAACUACAGGUGUGUAAGCAUAAUAUAAAAAACUGUGGUAUGAAACAGUUAUGUGACGCACUGUAUCUGAACAGAAGCCUACGCUACCUUGAUGUCAGCUGCAAUAAAAUAACUUGUGAUGGAAUGGUGUGUUUGGCUGAUGUACUGAAAAGCAAUACUAUCCUGGAAGUACUAGAUCUUUCUUUUAACAGAAUAGAAAAUGCAGGAGCAAAGCAUCUCAGUGAAACUCUUGCUUCACACAACAGGAGUCUUAGAGCGCUGUCAGUAGUCAGCAACAACAUACAGGGAGAAGGACUGGUUGCACUUUCACAGUCAAUGAAAACAAAUCCCACACUCUCGAAUGUUUACAUUUGGGGAAACCAAUUUGAUGAGGCUACAUGUGUGGCUUAUUCAGACUUAAUUCAAAUGGGCCGUCUAAAACCAGACAAUACAGAUGUGGAGCCAUUUGUGGUCGAUGGACAUGUGUAUCUUGCAGAAGUCUCCAAUGGCCUUAAAAAGCAUUACUACUGGAGACCAACUUACGGAGAAGCUUGCACAAACUCACCUAAUGCAGGUUUUACUCUUGUACCAGUAGGUGGACAUCUAUGAAAAACAAGCUCUGAAAUUUUCACAUUAUUUGUCUUAUGUUAAUAUUUUAUUGCCUAUUAAAUUCUUAUAGAACAUCUUACCUUUUAUACAUUUGAAAAAAAUUAUUAUAUUAAAAUGACUUUGUAUAACUGUCCACUGUGGAAAAACAGUAUCAUUGUUUAAAAAAAAAUUUUACAGGAGAGGGAAGAUGGCAGAGUAGGAGAAUCCUAAAUUCACCGUCUCCCUAUACCCCAGCCACACAUGGUGGCAACUGCUGCAUGUACUGCUACUCACUCUGAAAACUACCUGACGGGUGGCAGAACAGAUCACCCACAGCUAGGUGUAGAUCAUCCACAGCUAGGUGUAGCAAGGUCACAUCAAAAGUGUAGGAGGUACAGAGCUGCCAUCUGCCAUCGGUAAUGAAACUCCUGGAGUGACCACUCACAAAGGUGAGGGACAUUACAGGCGAGGAGGAGCGACCCCACAAUGGACACCCUUGGCCCUGAGGACUUGCACUAGAAGACCAGUCUCCAUAAUGUCUGGUUUUGAAAAUCAGUGUGGCUUAACUCCAGAAGAGCUGGAGGGCUGCAGGAAACCAAGUCUUUAAAAGCCAACACAUUAAAUAACUUGGCCCAAGACACAGCAUAGAAGCAGCAGUUUGAAAAGUGCCUGGGGUAUAUCUAAGAGAGAUUUCUCAACUAGUUUUAGGAUGUGUACAGGAGGGGCAGGAAUCUAUAGGAAAUAAACAGGAGCUUUCCCUGGGCUUGAAAGUGCUAGUGGGUGCCAUUUUUCUUGUCCUCUCCCAGGCUAGACAGUCAGACACUUGUAGAAGCCAGUUCUGACCUUCUCCCCCUACCUUGCUAGCAACUGUGUGCCCUGCCCUUCCAACCUGCCCACUGUGGUAGGCACCCCUCUACAGCAUCUCCUGCCCUGGGGAGUGGGGAGCUAACCCCAUAUACCAGUGCACAUGCAGAUGCUGUAGCCAUGCUUCUCAGCUGCCUCUAGAGGGAGCAAGCCCUACUCCUCAGUGUGUCUGCAGCAGUCACACUCUCAUUCCAGACAGCACUGGGCUGCAACCAGGUCUCACAGUCACCCACACAGGAAACAAGCGCUGCCUACCAGUGAGCCCAGAGCAGGCAACACGGACCACCGCAGACAGGCUGAGUGCUGGCCCAGUCUGCAUGAUGUAAAGAUGACUAGGGCUUAUUAGCCAGCUGUGCAGCAGACAAGCCCUGCCCACCAGUGUGCCCUCAACACUACAGGAUGAUCACUGUAGGCGGUAGGGCAGAGGGCUAGCAUCAUCCACCAGCACGCCAGCAUCCGUCAUAGCUCAACCUCAACAAAUUCUGGUGACCAGAGAGGGCCAUAUUGCAGGUAACUACAGGACACGUUCCACACAAGGCCACUACUUUCAAGACCAAGAGAAGCAGCUGACUUAAGUAAUUCAUAGAAACACAAAAUGAGACACAGGAAUACUUUCCAAAUGAAAGAAGGCAAAACCACAGAAAAAGAGAUCAGUAAUAUGCCUGAUAGAGUUCAAGGUAAUGGUCAGAAAGAUACUCACCAGACUUGAGAGAAGAGUGGCUGAACUCAGAACUAGUCAGAGGUGAAGAAUGUAGUAACUAACAUAAAAAAUGGGCUAGAGGAAAUCAGUGGAUUAGAAGAUACAGAAGAAUCAAUCAGUGAUCUGGAAGACAGGGUAAUGGAAAACAUUCAAGCUGAACAGUAAAAAUAAAAAGUGAGAAUAAGUUAAAGUAUCUCUGUGACUUAUCAAGUGUAUGAACAUUUGCAUUAUGGGAUCCCAGAAAGAGAUGAGAGAAGGGGGACAGAAAGCUUAUUUGAAGAAAUAACAGCUGAAAACUUCCUUAAUCUGGGAGGAAACUGAUCUCUAGGUACAAGAAGCAAGAAGAGUCUUAAGAUGAACCCAGGGAGGUCCACACCAAGAUACAUAACUAAAAUGACAAAAAUUAAAGAGAAAGUCCAACAGUUACAUAUAUACAUGGGAAACCCCAUAAGGCUCAUUUUCAGCAGGACUCUAUAGACCAGAAGGGCAUGGCAUCAUUAAAGCGCUGAAAGAAAAAAGCAAAACAAAACCUCUGCAACCAAGAAUACUUUAUCCAGCAAGAUUAUCACUCAGAAUCGAAGGGGAAAGUGUGUCCCAGACAAAAAAAAGUUAAAGGAGUUCAUCACCUCUAAACUAGCUUUACAAGAAAUGUUAAAGGAGAUUCUUUAAGUGGAAAGAAAAGGCCACAGUGGAAGAAAAUUAGGAGAAAAUUUCACAGUAAAAGCAAACAUAUAGUUAAGGUAGUAGAUCAAUCACUUAGAAACCUAGUAAGGAGGUUAAAAUAAAAG